Diaporthe citri is the source of this 1545-nucleotide messenger RNA. RefSeq lists its product as uncharacterized. The transcript is spliced from 8 exons. Lineage: Eukaryota; Fungi; Ascomycota; Sordariomycetes; Diaporthales; Diaporthaceae. The record is from RefSeq and is a predicted model, not a curated record. Gene Ontology annotation, molecular function: protein binding. Bases 1 to 1545 code for a protein of 514 amino acids.
AUGGUCCUCCUCACACAGCUUCCCCCAGAAAUCGUGAACCAUGUCCUGAGCUUCGUCGACCCUGAGGACCUGCCGAGGGUCAACACAACCUGCCAGUACCUGUACCAUGCCGUGAAGGACAAUAAAGCGCUGUUCCGGGCCGUCUAUCUCCGCCAUCUCGAUGCACCACCACCCGACGCACAACUCAGUUGGGUUCAGGAAAUCCAAGAUCUGGUCAAAUUGAAGCGCAUAUGUGCCAGUGAGGGACCCGAGAGGUUGAGAGCCACUUCACUGUUCACGGACAGGUCUCAGGGGGGCAUCUUGCCCGGGGGACAGAGCGAUCACCUCCCUUUUGUCUACAACACUGUCACCCGUCUUCUCCAGCAUGCUACAUCGCAGGGCGCCCGCCCGAGGCCGAGCGUCACCUACGGGGCGAGCCAGAACGUGAGCAUCCUGCGGGAGUGCUUCUCCUCCGAGUCGACCGUCCACGCCUUCCUCUGCAGGUCCUUCCUCUUCCAGCGGGCGCGCACCCCCGUAAAGAAGUUCAGCUUCCCCAAGCAGCCGCCCGAGGAGCGGCAGAUGUCGGCGAAGCUGCACUGUCUGUAUGGCGCCCCCGUGCUCAACUUCAGCCGCCUGAGGUCGAGCAGGACACACCCCUUCGCCAUCAGCAAGGUCUACGAUAUCCGGGAGUACACGACCCCGGACGCGAUGGGCUAUGUUCCCGAACCGAGGAAUAGGGAUAUAGCGGACCUGGAGCUGGAAGAUCCUUAUGGUGUGACCGGGACUUGGCUGAGGGUCGUCUGCUUCCUUGACUACAACGACUUCUUCGCCUACAACUUCCCGCCACACGACGAUCUGCCAAACCACCUCCCCCGGCACGCCCUCGACGAGGUCGAGGCAACGCGCCUGAUCGUGGUCAAGAUCCGCGUCACCAGGAUCGAGCCGCCGGGGCCUGAGGACGGCCAGGCCCUGCCCGUGGUGCACUUCGAGGGCUUCUCCAAGUCGCUGGACUCGAGCCUCGACGAGAACGCCAACUCCGGCCUCACAGGGAGCGUCCGCCUCACCAGGGAGGGCGAGGUGCGCUGGACAAGCCACUCCAUCUUCAACGGCCAGGAGAGGUGGCGCAGCGAGAGCAUCCAGGUCGGCGGGCUCAGGUCGGCCAAGGUGGUCGGGAACUGGUUCGACAAAGACUACGACCCGUCCGGCCCCGUCGGUCCAACCGCGUUCUGGAAAAUUAGCGACCGGCAGCCGGGCAGCCGCGACGAUCACAUAACUGAGAAUGACUACCGCGCCAUCAUCGACGGGCUGGAGGAGGAUGUCGACCUCGGGCCCGCUGACGACGACGACGACGCCGGCCUCUUGGGCGUGUUCCAGAUAAAUUACGAUGACGAGGAGUACGAGUUUGGCGAGGAGGAGGAGGAGGAUGAUGAUGAUGACGGAAGCGAGGAAGACGACCUCGGUUCUGGUGACGCGGCGGGUGAUAUGACCGGUGGGGAGGAACAAGAUGGCGAUGACGAUACGUUUAUCUUCGCCGGGGUGACGUCUCAUGGCCUAGACGAAAAGUAG